AUGAGCAGCCCCCGACGCCGCCCCCGCCCCCGCUCGCCGGCGGUGAAGACGCCGCUGGAAGACGACGACCUCCUCUCCGAGAUCCUCCUCCGCCUCCCGCCGCGGCCCUCCUCCCUCCCCCGCGCAUCCCUCGUCUGCAAGCGCUGGCACGGCCUCGCCUCCGACCCCGGCUUCUUCCGCCGCUUCCGCCGCCACCACCGCCGCAGCCCUCCGCUCCUCGGGCUCUUCGACAAGCACGACGUCCCCACCUUCGUGCCUACCCUAGAGGCCCCGGACCGCGUCCCGCCCGGGCGCUUCUCCUUGCAGCGCCGCGACGGCGACCGCUUCAUGUCCCUGGGAUGCCGCCAUGGCCUCGUGCUCAUCGUCAACUUCACGCCCGACCAGAUACUGGUGUGGGAUCCUAUCACCAGCGGCCAGCACCGACUCACCAUUCCACCGGGGAUCGCGGCACAUGCCGAGAGGACGAUAAUCAACGGGGCCGUGCUUCGCGCCGGCGCCCACUUCCAGGUGGUCUUGACGGUGGCAGACAACCAGGACAAGCAACGCAGACGAGCUCUCGCCUGCGUCUACUCGUCAGAGACCGGCUUCUGGGGCGAUCUCAUCUCAACACCGCUUCCCUUGGGGGUUCCCAGGAGUGAUCAUCCCAUCUUUCAAGACUUUGCUAAAGUAUCCACCUUGGUUUUUACUGGCAUGCCCGCUGUGCUUGCUGGGAACUCCCUUUACUGGGUGCUUGCUGGGAACUUUCAAGGAAUUCUCGAGUUUGAUUUGGAGAAGCAAAGCCUAGCUGUGAUACGGGUGCCCCUGCAUAUGCUUGAGAAUGGCCACUUCUGGAAUAUGAGGGCAGAGGGUGGUAGCCUUGGUUUACUCUUUUGGACGGACACCAGCAUUCAGUUGUGGAAGAUGAAGACUGAUUGUGCUGGUGUUGCUUCAUGGGCACUCGCGACAACUAUUGAACUGGACAAGCUGCUUUCCCUAGAGUCACAACGAGUAUCAGUAAUAAUACUAGGCUAUGCUGAGGAAAAUAAUGUGUUGUUCCUGUGGACAUGUGGCAUCCUCUAUAUGGUCCAUCUUGAGUCGUUGCAGUUCAAGAAACUAUGCGAAACCAGAUGCCUUUCUCAGUAUCAUCCAUUUGAAAGUGUCUACACUUCAGGAACAAGCAUUGGUGAUGAACAUGAUGCAGCUGAUCUUUUGCAGCAAACAUAGUAGGUUGAUUGUCCAGUUAAUUAUGCUAUUGUGAUGAAUUGUUGAGCAGAUAUCACAUCCUGGUGGCACAAGAUGAAGAAUGUGUUAUGUGCUUUCGGUUCUUCCCUUUUGCACGCUGAAAUUGGCCCGCUGUACUGGUCAACCGUGAGUAGAGGCUUGUAGGAAAUUAUUCGCUUCAGUUUGCCAACUUACCGUCUUUUAUCUAAUAUCUGUACACAAUUAGUCAACUUCCAUGGAUGACACAGUGAAUUGCUAUCAGUGUCUGCCCUGUCAGUUAAUCUGUUGGGUUAAUCUGGUCCGUGCCUUCCAAGCAGCCAAGAAGCAAUGUUGACUGUUGAGGCAGGUCACCUCUGUGGGUUGUGUAACUGUGUGCACGCCUUAUUUCAGUAUUGUGUCGCUGUUGAAUUUGUCACCAGAA
Molecule: messenger RNA, 1621 nt
Organism: Lolium rigidum
Lineage: Eukaryota; Viridiplantae; Streptophyta; Magnoliopsida; Poales; Poaceae
Exons: 3
Coding region: 1-1203 (400 amino acids)
Molecular function (GO): protein binding
Source: RefSeq, a predicted model, not a curated record